This is a messenger RNA of Salvelinus sp. IW2-2015, 1426 nucleotides long. RefSeq names its product protein huluwa-like. Bases 61 to 1092 code for a protein of 343 amino acids. The transcript has 3 exons. Lineage: Eukaryota; Metazoa; Chordata; Actinopteri; Salmoniformes; Salmonidae. The record is from RefSeq and is a predicted model, not a curated record.
UAGUGAAAUUGAUUGGUCCCACAAAACACCUGCGCUCUCGCAGAGAAAAAUCACAAUUUUAUGCGUUCUGGAAUUGGAUCCUAUAAACUAUAUGACGAAAUGUCGCAAAUAGGCCCAUCAACACCACCCUCAAAUCUGAGUGAAGGUUUGCCAAUUACAAGUUUAAGACUACUUAUUAUUUUACUCAUACCGUGCGUGGUUCUUCUGCUGCUGUUGAACUGUUUGUUCCUGGGUUACAAGUUACACAUUUUUUCAAAGAAAAACAGAAAAAGACAAGACAGCGAAAGUAUUUUACAGUCUACUCUUUCGACGCGCCAGAGAAUGACCAUAAUAUCAGAGGCGCCAUUUUUCCCAAAUCAAGAUGGAAAAAUAGGUUAUAUCUCUGUUUCAGAGCCUAUUUUGGCCCAGCCCUUGAGCUCUUCACGUACCUCUUCAAAUGACAGGGCAGCAGUGGAGCAGAGUAUCCGAUUCGUCCGUCUGGGUGGGGCCACAGGCGAUGGUGGCUCGGAGUCCCUGAGAGCUCCGAGCGCCAUAUUGGCGACAACAGCCGAUACCAACUCCAGGGUCGACCAGCCCCGUAGGUCAAGCGUGUACAGUAGGAAUAAAAUGGGCUGGCGCAGGAGCGCCCCUGUCCUACCGCAGUCAAGUGAUUCAGAGGCAGAACUGCCUUGCCUUGUGCCACCCAAUUCACCUGCGCUAAAUGAUACACACUCAAGGGUAACACCUGACCAGAGGCCCAUGCGUCGGUGCAGCACCAUGGAGCUGCAAUAUGUAUUGAACAACACAGGGGAACACAAGUUUGAUAUGGUUGAAUUCGAAUGUGAAUAUGCCAGUAGCAUACCUCCAGAGAUUUCAUGCUUUGUUGCAUCUGACAACUCUUCCACAAUGGGUCCUGGAUUGGACAGCGACUUUGGAGCAAGCGCAGGUGUCUUGCUCCGAAUUCUGUCUGCAGACAGCGACGGUCUCACCAGCAGAAUGUGGGCCUCAGGAAUGGAUUGGGARUAUUAUGACCCGUGCUACGUGAGGGAGAGAGGCAUACCCAAACAAAAGGUUCACAAACCUGCAUUACAUACCAAGCAUUAUUGGGUAUGAUGCCCGAGAUCUACAUGUUUUAAUCUCAUUUAGAUUUUUUUAUAUACUUUAUUUACAAUAUUAGGCUAUACAUAUUUUUCUCCACAUAUUUAAAAUAAGAGCACUAAACAGAUCACUUACCAAAUGUAAAAAAAAGAAUCCCCACUAGUUUAGUAAAGAAUUGCUAAUUCACUAAUGUAAAUCACAUUUAUUCCAAGACACUUACUUGUAUGAUUCACWUUUUUUGUAAUGCAUUCAUUUCACACAACUUUCAAUGUUUAAAAAAAUUGUUUGUGGUACACUUGAAUAAGCACGUUUUGAUUGUGCACAAAUUUCUUGUACUUUUCACUUAAAA